UAUUUUGAGUGCUAGAUUCUGAAGUGUGUGGAUUAAAAUGGAUUUUAUUGAUUUAAAUGUAGAAUAUGAAGACAUAUUUGACGAUGAUUUAGAAAUAAUAGAAAUAAUUGAAAAUGGAUUUCCCAGACAUGUGAAUCAGCGAAAAAAUUAUUUCUAUGAGAUGGAUGACUACACUUUCUUUCGAAAGUUUCGGUUAUACAAAGAAACAGUUGUAAAUGUUCUUGAGCAAAUAGACCAUGAAUUGGAGUAUCCUUACAAUAUAAAUAACAGUAUAUCCCCAAUCAACCAAUUAUUAAUGACGCUUAGAUUCUAUAGUACUGGAGGACAUCUGAAUUCGUUAGCAGACUUCGGUGGAAUGGACACUUCUACAGUAUCUAGAAUUGUAGUUAAGGUUUCCCAAGCAAUUGCAAGACUUUAUCCUCGUUACAUAAAAAUGCCAGAAGAUAUAGUAGAUGAGCAGAUAAGAUUCCAUGAUAUUGCAAGAUUUCCAAGAACUAUUGGCGUAAUAGAUGGAACUCAUAUAAAAAUAAGGAAUCCAGGUGGUGAAGAUGGAGAAGUGUUCAGAAACCGAAAGGGCUAUUUUUCUAUAAUUACUCAAAUAGUAUGCGACUCUGACCUGAAAAUAACUGAUAUCGUUGCGAGAUGGCCUGGAUCAACACAUGAUGCCACAAUUUCCAUGAAUAGCAGAAUUUGUGCCCGCUUCGAAAACAGAGAAUUUGGUAACGGCAUAUUGUUAGGGGAUAGUGGUUAUGCAUUGCAACCAUUUUUACUAACACCACUGGAUGAACCUGUAACAAGAGCACAACAGCUAUAUAACGAGUCAUUCAUAAGAACAAGGAAUAUAGUGGAGAGAACGAUUGGAGUUUGGAAAAGUCGCUUUCCAUGUUUAGCAUAUGGUAUGCGUAUUAAAACAGAAACAGCUUUAACGGUCAUUAUAGCUACUGCAGUGCUACAUAAUAUAGCUAGAUCAAUGAAUGAACCAGAACCCCCUGCCUUAAAUAGAGAUACUUUAUAG
This is a messenger RNA of Anoplophora glabripennis (Asian longhorned beetle), 1015 nucleotides long. RefSeq names its product putative nuclease HARBI1. Bases 38 to 1015 code for a protein of 325 amino acids. The transcript is spliced from 4 exons. The record is from RefSeq and is a predicted model, not a curated record. NCBI's taxonomy places the organism in Eukaryota, Metazoa, Arthropoda, Insecta, Coleoptera, Cerambycidae.